Histoplasma capsulatum G186AR is the source of this 375-nucleotide messenger RNA. RefSeq lists its product as uncharacterized. The transcript has 2 exons. The coding region runs from base 1 to 375 and encodes 124 amino acids. NCBI's taxonomy places the organism in Eukaryota, Fungi, Ascomycota, Eurotiomycetes, Onygenales, Ajellomycetaceae. The record is from RefSeq and is a predicted model, not a curated record.
AUGGAUUGCAGCGGUGGUAUGGGUUACGGCCGAGGCCAGCACCCACAAAGGGUGGUCUUUGUGGGUUGUUGCGCGACGCAUGUGCCCGACUCCAGGCAGGGUAUCCCGGUUCCUUCUCCAGAGAUGACCAUCCUGCAAACGAUCUUGGUGAGAAUCAGGGAAGUCAGCUAUCGCCGAAUGUGGCCCAACGUGGCAGUCAUUGAAAUGGCUGUCAAUUUAGGAGAUCGACAAGCCAGGGGAAGCUGGUGGACGCUCCGCGUGUUUCACGGCAACCACAUUGUUCGUGUGGAUCGAAUGGAGAACAACUCAUCUGAUUCGGGGGGAUGUCCGGAAUCCGAAGAUAGUGUCAAGCCAGGUCCACUCGUUCGCGAAUAA